CUACCAUGGCAACAGAACGCCGCGUGCAGCAGAUACGUUCGUCUUGUUGAAACAUUUCGCUUGUUGCUUGAAACUCGCCUAAACAUAAAAGUAAACGAAGAAAAUAGACGGACGCUUUGAGGAAGAUGUUUGGAAAGAUGAGAAGAGGUCGAGAGUUUAAUGGACCGACUCCUCAUUCAACAGCUGUGAUAGCCAAGAUGCCCCUGUCCAGACCCCCCAACUACCAGUUCCUGCAGGAACGGAGAAGAGAGGCAGUUCGGGGCCAGUUACUGGACUACAAAAAGGACAUUGGGAACUGCGACGUCAAAACUUCCUUGUUUGAGAGCAGCAAACAUCACUAUGUGAGAAAAGCUGUGGAGAGGCGAGUGGGAGCUGAUCGACAGCAGCACCAAGCCCAGAUCAACCAACGCAGAUGCAGGUUCAAGCAAACGCUGGAGACGGAGAAGGAGCAGCUCCUGCAGGAGAUGAAGGACAAGAUGAAGGAGAUGAAAACGGAGCGACUGAGCGGGAUGCAGGAGAGACUUCAGUUCCUCCAAGAGAGGAGUGAGCGUGAGAGGCUUCAGCAGGUUACAGAGAAGCUGGAACAGCUGUUCAGGGAGCAAGACCACGAGACUCGCAGUGCCCUGAGCCGGCGCCAUGAGCAGCAGGUGUGUCAGGAACGUGCUGUUCAGAUGAGGACCCAACAGGAGGAGGAGCGGCGCCAGCGGGAGGAGGAUAGGUGGAUAGAGGAGCUUUUGGAAGACGAUCAACAUACCAGAGACAAACUGGACCAUCUGAGUGUUCAGCUCCGGCACCAGAGAGUCGCUGAGCAACAGCAGGAGCUGAGGAGGCAGAUGGAGGAGAAGGAAAAGCUGAGGCAGGAGGAGAAGGAGCUGAAAGAGGAAGAGGCCCGGCUCCUGCGGCAGCAGAAUCAGGACCUGCUCCUGGAGGACCAGAGACACCAGCAGCUGAAGCUUCAGGAGCAGCAGAACCACAGCCGGCAGCUGGAGCGGGACAUCCGCAGCAAAAUGAGGCGACGGGUCCGGGAGCAGCAGGAGGAGCUGCAGCUGGACAUGAGCAUCCUGCAGGACCAGACCCAACAGACUGUGGACCUGAGACAGGAAGCUGCCGAGAGGAAGGUGGAGCUACGUGAGGAGCAGCAGCGAUACCUGCAGUACCUGUCCGAGGUCCGGCAGAGACAGAAUGCAGAGGAGGAGGAGUGGAAGCAGCUGAUGGAGGAAAAGCAUCAGGAGAUCCUAACCAAACAGAACCAGCAAAGACACCGGCACCAACAGGCCAGGAACCACCUGGUGGAGGAGGUGAUGGAGGCCCGGCACCUGCAGGUCCAAAACAGAUUGAACAAUAACCUGGAGAAAAAAGCUGAGUUGCAGAAGGAGAAGGAAGCUCUAUUUCAAGCCAUUGAGGAGGAGAAACUGAAGCAGGAGGAAGAGAAAAGAAGCAGGAGACAGGCAACAUUGGCGUACCGGGCUGACCUGGAGGCUCAGGUCAAGGAGAAGCAGCACCUUCAUGGCGAGCAGCGAGCUCAAACCCUCAGGGAGGAUCAGCAGGGACUGAUCCAGGAACAGCUCAUCAAAUGCAGGAGGGACCAGAUCCUGGCCCGGCCCGAGUCCAACACCCUCUCCCAUCCUUUCAGGAGGACACUGAGAUCUGCAAAUAUCAUGAAUCCGUGACACUAAGGAAUAUUUUUCAGAAUCCUUCCAUUUACGAUCAUUUUACUCGUCUGUAUAUCCAGAAGGCUUUUUCCACAUGUUACUGCAUUAUUCCAAAAUGGACACAAAUCAUUCAUUCUCCUUAAAAUUGUACACACAACACCCCAUAAAGGCAACGUAAAAAGACUCAGAGAACAGGUCUGGUUUCCCCACUGUCCAAUGAUCAGAAGUGUCCCUGAGCCUGGACGUCCACUACCAGUGUAUCUGAAUGAGUAACUGUUUUAAAAAGAUUAUGAAGUUGUUUGAAAAAACAUCUAAACCUUGUUAUUGUCCAUUUAUAGAAGAAAAAUGCAGAAAUGUAUUUUAAAUUUACAGUUUUUAUAUGUGUGAACCUAAAUUAUGGUUAACGGGUUUGUUACAAACACAUUUGAUUUGCGUGUUGUAUUUUUACCUAUUUACAUUUCAGUGUGUGUAAGCUAGCAUCUGCUGGUUUUCGCCUAGUUUUUAAGACGUUACUGUUGCUGCAAAACUGUCCUUUUUGCUUUUUUCAGCCUCUGUCAGCUUUUAGCCUGACUGUCGGCAUAAAGAGUGUGAAUCCAUGUGUCUGGAUUAUGAUGGCCUUAAAGGGACAUUGUGUAGUUUUUAUCAAUAAUCUCUGGAAACAUCCAUAAUAAUGUUGUUGAAAAUGAAUUAACUGAUGACCAGUUGUUGAAAAAUAUUGGAGGCUUCAUAACAUAACCAUAAAAAUCAGGUCUAAAAAACAUGGGAGCAGGUCUAAGAGUGUUUCUCAAUGUCAAGGCGCCUGGCCUUGCGAGGCGAUGUCUUGCGAGGCCGAGGCCUUGCUUAUGAGGACACUGUCCUUCCUUGGUCAAAGAAAACGGUUAAAUGGAACAGACUGCAGCUUCCACGGCGGUCACGUAACAUCACGUGACACGGGAGAUAAGGUUAUAUUUUAUGUGUAUUAGUUUCAAUAUAAAUAUAUAACGAGUUACUUUUUAAACUGCGUAUGUGUUUGUUAAAUUAAAUAUAUAAGUGAGUUACUACCCGCUAGCCACCGAAGCUGCAUCUACUAAGCAACUAACCAACCUUAGAUAACUUUUUUGGAUCUAAAAAAAAAGAACAUUUUAAAGUAGCUGACUUACUUUUAAACUUGAAAUUUGCCAAAGAAGUAGCUGCUGGCUUCCGAUCCUCCAUCCUUUUGAAAAUACCGCACUGUAUUCUGGGAAUUUUUUUACCAAGGCUAGGCUACAAGACACCUCCCGUGCAUCCUUGCGCAGCUAGCUAAACAGCUAACAAACGGAGAACACACUCCUCGGUAGAACAUGAACAUUGGAACACGUCUUGGCGGCUCCUGAUGACGUAUCUCCUAGGCAACUGGGGUGGGGCCAAGGCAUCAAGACGAGGUUCCCAGGCAUUGAUAAACACCCUGAAACUCUGGGCGGCGCCAUAUUAGAUGCCAUGUUUCCUUCUACGAGAGCCCUUGAGGAUAAAAUGUAUUUACUGAUUUGUAACAAACGAUUGGAAGACUUUCACCAUUCAUCAACGUGGUUUUUUACACAUUUACCUCUUCACUAGUUGCAAGUGAUGAAAGGGAGUCUGACGUGGUUGUUGUUGUUCUGAAGUUUGCACUCCCCGGGGCAUUUUGACCCUAAUGGGCAUCCGUUACAAGGUUUUACUCCAACACAAAAAUACAGCUUGCUUGCAACAAUUUAGGGAUCUACUGCCCCCUAUCGCCAGGAAAAAUACACACUGUCACUUUAAAGUUACAGCAGUGAAAUUACUUCUCUGUUAAAUUAAUAUUGUGUUUAUUGAUUUGUGACAUGUUGUUCUGAAUCCUCUACUUACACCAAACAUGUCAUCAUGGACAUUUUCUAAAUUGUCACAAGGAAAUAAUUCCCAUCUUCAUUUUUUUGCAUAUUGAGAAUAAAAUGAUUAAAAAAGAAUAAUGACUUUUAUUGUAAGGCUGCUCAUAAUACCGCAAAUAUACUGUCAUAAAUAGUAUAAAUAUUGCACAGGACAGUUAGGACUUCUGUAAAUCUGAGAGGAGAGAGAAAAGUGGACUCAUCAUAACUCAUCCUCAUCACAAUAGGCACUGAUAAUAUUCUAAUCUCAUGCUUUUCUCACAUUUGCAUACAGAUUUUUAAUGAAAUGGUUUAUCAAAUAUGGUCACACACACACGGGUGUGAACCAGGAAGUCAAUGAUUUAAACACUGAAAACUACGUGGUAAUAUUUAGCAAUUAAAUAUUUAUUUAUAUGAAUCAAAAGAAAGCGACCAGCCUUAAAACAGGCUCUUUAGUAGCAUUUACCUCCUUUUUGGGACACACCGGUGAUGAUUUUUACCUGUUACAAAAGAGACGAGACAAACAAAAUGU
Nothobranchius furzeri (turquoise killifish) is the source of this 4022-nucleotide messenger RNA. It is a transcript of the gene cfap53, whose product is annotated as cilia and flagella associated protein 53. The record is from RefSeq and is a predicted model, not a curated record. NCBI's taxonomy places the organism in Eukaryota, Metazoa, Chordata, Actinopteri, Cyprinodontiformes, Nothobranchiidae.